ACUCAUGAAAAUCCAAUUUCUUUUCCAAAGAUUAAUUCCGAUGGAAUGGAAAUCAUAUUAGAAUAUAUUUAUACAGGAUCAGUUAAAGAAGAAUCUUUAACAAAAGAUAAUACAGUUGAAGCUUUUUAUGCUGCUGAUUAUUUUCAAUUAUCAGACCUUCAGAAUUUUAUAAUUAGAACAUUUCGGAAAAAAUGCCAUUAA
Molecule: messenger RNA, 201 nt
Organism: Rhizophagus irregularis DAOM 181602=DAOM 197198
Lineage: Eukaryota; Fungi; Glomeromycota; Glomeromycetes; Glomerales; Glomeraceae
Source: RefSeq, a predicted model, not a curated record